Messenger RNA from Culex pipiens pallens (northern house mosquito), 6386 nucleotides. RefSeq lists its product as uncharacterized. NCBI's taxonomy places the organism in Eukaryota, Metazoa, Arthropoda, Insecta, Diptera, Culicidae. Gene Ontology annotation, biological process: positive regulation of kinase activity; protein phosphorylation; multicellular organism development. The transcript is spliced from 7 exons. The record is from RefSeq and is a predicted model, not a curated record. Gene Ontology annotation, molecular function: ATP binding; transmembrane receptor protein tyrosine kinase activity. Gene Ontology annotation, cellular component: signaling receptor complex. The coding region runs from base 1170 to 5300 and encodes 1376 amino acids.
AUACACAGAGGUUUAGUUACCGGUGAGAGUUCGUAGCGAACGGUUGACGCUUUGUAAGGUCCCGCGAUUUUGCGCUGCCCUGCCCCAAAAUUUGCUGCCCAAAUUUUGGGCAAUUUGCGCCUUUUGAACAAGUGGACAUUUUAAGGAUUCCUCAGGGAUUACCGCCAGCAUUGCUGUUUUGUUUGUGAAGGGGAAGUGAACUCAACACCAAAUCAGGAGUCGUAGCAACACCUCAGCACAUGGUUGAGCAGUCAGUCUGCUGAUUGCCGCCACAACCCCGUGUGACGAAGACCCGUGAAGGGAAGUGUGACAUCGAAUCAAAACAAAAUUGAUGAUUCGGCCAAUGCAGUCAAGUGGCUUCCAACGACGGGAAUAACCAGUGCCAGAGUGGCGGUCUGGAAAAAGGGCGGCAAUUUUUGAAAAAUCUACGAAAUUUCGCUCUAUUUCUGGGUGCAGGAUGAAUUGAAACGGCGCGCGCGAUGGGAUAGAAGAGGCGACAUUUUUUUUUUCUUUCGUCUGUGUCUGGCUCCUGAAAUAUCAUCUGAUAUUCCGCCACAUAUUUACAGCCGACGGGCGGGCAGACGUUGAUAUAAAAAUGUGUGUUUAAAAAAUUGUCUGUGACCAGAAAUUGUCGGAGGGGCCGCCGCUGUGAGAAGAAAAUAAUAAAACAAAUGAAACAACGGCGUCAAGUUAAAGCGAAAACCCAACGGCUCAGAAGAGUACUACUGCUGUACUGUGUACCACACAUAAUAGCACAAGAGUGAUAAGUGUAAACCAGAAAAAAAUUGAUUCAGGAAUAUAAAAAAUACCCCAUUUGAGCGUAUCCCGAAUUUGCCAUUCGAAAAAAAAAACGGGCGAGGAUGUUAUUCUUUCUGUUCCUUCUCUUCUAAGUUUAAGAGAAAGUCAGUGAAGCAAAACAAACAACGGGAAGCCUGAUAAAAAAGGUGUCUCUGAUACUGAUAUCGUCGUGGGAGUUUGUGAUUGUGCUGUGCUGAGCUGUGGAUUGUGACAAACAAGCCAAGCGAGAGAGAUAUAGAGAGAGGGCUUAUUUGAAGUGCGUUUAUUUACUCAUAUGUUUGAUUGGUGGUGAGGCAGGAAAAAAACCCGCGUUUAUUGGAUUGGAUUAAAGUACUUGGAUUUCAUGAUAACAGAGCCACUGGUUUGACAAAAUGGCUGUUAACCCCAAGUUCGUACGGCUGAGAUCCGUGCGGUGGGUGCUGUUCAUCCUGUUGUUGCUGAAAAUGUCAACUAGCACCGCGGCUUACAUGCUCCCUGAGACGCUCGGCACAGGGCCGUUGUCCGAGCAGUACGAGUACGAUUGCUUCCCGGCAUCGAUGAAAGAGAACCUUCUGCCCCGGUUCGCGUCCCGCAACCAGAACGACUCGAUCGCAAUCCAGGUGAGCCGCCGGUACACCCAUCAAGUCAUCUCCCGGAUCUACAGCAUAUUCCUGCGUGAGAUCCUCGGCUACCGGAACGUGAAGCUGGUCGACCUGUACGAGCGCAUGCACGAAAUCGAACGAGAACGUCUGUUUGUCACGCUGGAGAACCUUGUGUCCGAUGGCACAAGCUGGCCGGAACCGACCAUUGACCUGGAGGUGUGGAUGCUGUCGGACUACCACAUAAUCCCACCGGAAAUCGAGGAGGCCGGCUCGAUUACACAUCCGGGCCGGUUUGGGCUGUUUAUUCCGAAGCCGUUGAUUCGGAAGGAGGAUGUGUUUCCGAAGCUGUACCCUUACACGAUGUUCCAGGAGGACGUCAACGAUGUGAAGUAUUACGAGCUGAUAAAGAAGUUCGAGGUGGCGGACAGCAUGCUGGAGGUGCUGAAGGGCUGGGCGGAGAAAAGGUGCCGCGAUAAUUGUGAUAUGGAUGGGAUGUACGUGCCGGAGCAGUGCAAACAGGGACGAAAAUGUGCCCUGGUGUUGGCACCCCACUUCGAGGACACCAAAUUCAUCGUGAAGCAUAUUGAUGAGCUCAAGUUUCAGCUGAAAGUCAUCUGGCUGGGUGGUAAAAUUAAGCUCGGUAUUAAUUAUCUGAUGAAGGCAUACGGGGAGGACCGGCGGGGCGGGAAAAAGUUCCUGGUGCUCCACUGGACCCCGUCGGAGGUAAUCGAUAGCAAAACGAUGGAGUACGUGUCGGUGACGAUGCCGAGAUGUGAGGAAAUCGUCGCUAGCAACAACACGGGCUGCAAGUACGAGCUGACGCCACUGCUCAAAUAUCAUGCCCACGAGUUUGAGAGCUCCCAGCAUGCGCUCCAAUCGUUGAUCAGGGUCUAUUUUGACCGGCACGACAUUCAUGCGUUAAUUAGUUUGUACGAUAAAUACGAAGAGCAGAUCCUGCGAGCCCGAGACGAGACCAAUCUGGAGUACGACGAGCAUGCUGUCCCAAUGUACUACAACCAAAUUGCGUGCGAGUGGCUCAAGACGAACGAAGCGACGUGGCACCAGUGGAAACCACGUGGAGAACAGAAGGAGGACAUCUACAUUGGCGGCAUCUUUCCGCUGUCUGGGCUGGGAAAAGCAUACUUGGGAAUUAUGCCGGCGGCCGUUAUGGCCCAGCAAACGAUUAAUCUCAACGACACAAUUCUGCCCAAUCAUCGGCUCAUCAUACUGAAAAGCGACGGCCAAUGCCGUGCCGACACCGUUAUGAAAACCUUCAUCAACUAUUACAUCAGGAAGGAGCGAAUGAUUGGCGUCCUGGGACCGGCGUGCAGCGAUACCGUCGAACCAAUCGCCGGCGUCUCCAAGCACUUCCGGAUGGCGGUCAUCUCGUACUCGGCGGAGGGGGCCUUCCUCUCCGACCGGGAAACGUAUCCGUACUUUUUCCGCACCAUCGGCGAGAACCGCCAGUACGAGCACGUGUACGCCCGGCUCCUCAAGCAGCUCAACUGGAACCGGGUGGCGGCGCUGACGGAGGACGGCCAAAAGUCAACCGAGUACAUCUCGCACAUGGAGUCACUGCUGAAGGAGAACCACAUCGAGCUGAUUUCGAACAAGAAAUUCCCCCGUGACCGCGGUGAAAAGGAGAUGAAUCAGUAUCUGCUGGAUUUGAAAACGAAAAACGCCCGCAUUAUUAUUGCCGACGUCGAUGACAAGGUGGCCCAGGUGAUCAUGUGUGAAGCGUAUAAGCUUGAGAUGACAGCGGAAAAUGGCUACAUUUGGUUCCUUCCGGUGUGGCUUUCGCACCUGUGGAACCACAACCAGGGCAACGUGUCGGUGCAGUGCACGGCCCAGGAAAUGCUUCGUGCGUUGAACGGCCACUUUUCGCUGUCCCAUGCGCCGUUUGCGGACAAUCGUGUGGCGCUGGAGACGAGCAACGCCACGGUUGGCGAGUGGAGAACCGAGUACAGGAAAAUAUUGCAGAGCCAUGAUCUGCUGGAAUCGGAUUACGCGGGUUACGCGUACGACGCGGUUUGGGUUUACGCUUUGGCUUUGGAUAAACUGAUCCGGGAAGAUCCGUCGUAUUUGAGCGAUUUGCACUCGAUGAAGACUACGAAGCGGUUGAUGGAGGUCAUACGGGCGACCGAUUUUCAGGGUGUCUCCGGCAGGAUAAGGUUUGGCGAGGAGGGCUCGCGGUACACCUACGUUAAUGUGCUGCAAUGGAUCAACGGAACGCCGACCAUCGUGGGACAGUUUACGCCAAACAUAUCCGAUGAACACUACCAGCUUUUGGGAGGAUCACUGUCGCUGAAUCUGUCGUCUAUCGUUUGGUUUACCAAGGAUGGUAAAAUCCCAGAUGAUGGUGCUUUGGAUUGUAACCUGGCUGGAUUGGCAAGGUUCUUUGGUACGAACUGUGAUGGAGCAGUGCUGAUAUUCACCGGUUUCAUGUGCGUGGUGGUGAUUGCGGUGAUUUCCUUGGCGUCGUUCUGUUUCUUCCAGAUUCGAUACGAUCGAAAGAUGAAGAGUUCCGCGAAAUACCUGCAAAAGUUCGGAAUCGAUCUGUUGUCACCAUCUUCGAUACCCGUCAACACGCUGGACAAGUGGGAAAUUCCAAAGGACCGUGUUGUUAUCAAUCGAAGACUUGGCGAGGGAGCUUUCGGAACUGUGUACGGAGGUGAAGCGCAGAUCGAUGGCGAUGGAUGGACGGCUGUUGCGGUGAAAACGUUGAAGAUUGGUUCCACUACUGAGGAUAAGGUUGAUUUCCUAUCCGAGGCGGAAGCCAUGAAGCGAUUUGACCACAAUAACAUUGUUAAACUGCUUGGAGUUUGUCUACAAACUGAACCAGUUUACACCGUGAUGGAGUUUAUGCUGUACGGUGAUCUAAAAACGUAUUUGCUCGCACGUCGUCACCUGGUUAAUAAUAAGACAUCGGAAGACUCGGAUAUAUCGCCCAAGCGCUUGACCAUGAUGGCGCUCGAUAUCUCACGUGCUCUCUCCUACCUUGCUGAGCAAAAGUAUGUUCACCGAGACGUGGCCUGUCGGAACUGCAUGGUCAACGCGCAACGAAUGGUCAAACUUGGCGAUUUUGGAAUGGCUCGACCUACAUUCGAGAACGAUUAUUACCGUUUUAAUCGCAAAGGAAUGCUUCCGGUUCGGUGGAUGGCCCCAGAAUCACUUGCACUUGGCUUUUUCACUCCAGCUUCGGACGUUUGGUCGUACGGCAUAUUGCUGUAUGAAAUCAUAACGUUCGGGUCUUUCCCCUUCCAAGGAAUGACCAACAACCAAGUAUUAGAGCACAUCAAAAAAGGACACAGUGUAACGAUCCCGACUGGAGUUAAACCUCAAUUGGAAGGUCUAAUGAAGGCGUGCUGGAACCAAGACUACAAGAAGCGUCCGAUGGCUUCCGAAGUGUGCGAGUUCAUUUCAAACUAUCCCCGACUGUUGAAUCCCUGCUUGGAUGUUCCGCUGGCUUCGGUACAGAUGGCAGAAUCGGAUAGUGACCAAUUUGAACUAUUACCAGGCUUACGAAAACGAAAAGACGAGCCCACAGCAGACCUGCUGGUUGGAACGUCCCAGAUGAAUGACCUCAAUCAAACCACCAGCGAGUACACCGGCAUGAACAUGCGACGUGGCAUCAACCUGAACGAUCUGAAUGUCAACACGGACUUUUGCAGCCGUUCCAACACGCUGCCCACGGGAGAGUCCGCAGGAAACAACAUCCCGGUCAUCGCUAACGUGUACAACCCAAUUGAACCGCUCCUCCAGCGUGACACGGAAAUGUCCAAGAGCAGCAAUAGUCUGCUGCGGUACGUUCCGAUGUUCGGGUUCGGCAAGAACCGUGCCCCGGUGCUGGUCACCCACAGUAACGGUUCGGUCACAAUCGGCAACAAAAGCACCAUACAUCAUAGCACCAGUGUAUUAUAGCACGGGGUAGAGAGCAAACCUUCUGUCAAGCCAAAGCAAGCCCCCAAAAAAGUCGACCGAAAAAACUCUUGCUAAACACGCAAAAGAAAAAAGAAGAUAGCUGCUAUUUAAUAGAACCACGAUAGUGUGUAACUAGCUUAAAAUAACGACGAACUAGCCCAUUUAUAAGCAGAUAAAACGCAAAAGUACAAACAAUAUGCCGUCCUAAGCAGGUGAAAAUCUCUAAAGAAUCAAGUCUGCUAGCAAAAAUAAAAAAAAAACCUUUGUAAAUUAUGCCAAAUAGCACAGAAUUCUGUUAGCUGCAUCAUACCACGUAACCGUUUUACAAAAAAAGACACUAUCAUCUAUUAAAGUUUAGCAAUCAUUAGUUACCUUCAGUAGUGUUAGGUGGACAGUAUCGCAUCGAAUCUAAAAAAAGUUUAUUGCAUUUUUAGAGUCUACUGCCGGAGCUAGUCGAUUAGAAAAUAAACAAUUAACAUGUAAUUAUUAAAAAGUAGCUAAAUAGCGGAAACAGUUUGAGCAAUUUAGCGCAACCAGAACAAUAGUAAAUGGGUAUAGUUAAAAACUCCUUCUGCAUUACCAUCUCAAGUUAAAAAGUUAACAUGAUAGAUUAAGGCCAAUCGAAGACUGACUAGUAUGUAAGAGAAAGUGGGAGUGCAUAAGGUAGGUAAACUGACUUGCGGGCUAUGAAAACAACUACCAGUUACCUCAAAGGAGUGACUUUUUUUUCUAUAUCUCGACAACACAUCGGUUCGAGUAAGCAAAGUGGGCAUCAUUUGAGGAUUUCAUUGUUUGUACAGCGAAUGCAUUUAUUGAUUUUGUUAUAGCUAAGCUAACACCAAAUUUGACACCAAAAUCAAAUGGACAGCAAUAAUUUUUAAAGUCAGCGUGAAGUUAUCCUCAAUGAUGGCGCUUUGCCUGGACUUGGACCAGAAGUAUAAUAUUAAUGUGUAACAUACUCUAAAUUGACAAAAUAUCGAAAAAUCAAACAAUAUCCAUAUUUUUAUAUAAGUAAUUUAAAUGAAUUUAUAUCAAAGCAAAUUUAUUACAUCUAUCAUAUUAUGCAUAAAUAUAAAAUACACUUAU